CUCUUUAAAUAAACAAUCUCUCCCAAGACACACCGCAGGCUAACACUUAUAAGAACAGAAGGAGGUGGUCUUACCAGGGAAGGCAAGCUGAGGGGCAAGGAAAAGGCAUCAGUAUAUCUCCCCAACUGACCACAUACAGCUUUCAAUCGGCUCUGAGAACAAAUUUCAAAAAGGCAUCACAGAAAGGCUCUGGAAGUUUUCUGCGGCAUCCUUAAACACUGGAAUAUUAACAAGGAAUCUCUACUGAACAAACCAAAAGAACUAGAAGAGGACAACUAGACCCCAUACCACACGGUCACCAUGAGUAUGACUGGCACUCUGGAGAAGGGAGUUAUCCACCAGGCUCUUGACCUCUCUGAGGAGCUCCCACCAAACCACCACCACCACCACCAGGUUCAUCUCCAGCACAGCGGCUCCACAGCCUCUACGUCUGCGGCUGGAACUCCCAUCAGCGGCUCCGGGGUGGUGGUGCCUCCUCCAUAUUCUGCACCAGAGGCUGGAGGUGGUGAGGCUCCCCUUGAGCUGAGGGGCUCUCUGGACUGUUGGGCAUGUUCAGUACUCGUAACAGCCCAGAACCUGGUGAUAGCCACUAUAAACGUGUGCCUGGCUGCAUUGGUGUUUGGCCUGAUUCUCACUCCUGUCAUAGUUAUGGUGUUAUUUGGAUUUCUGUGCCACUCCACUGUGCGUCCACAUGGUACAUCACCCUACUGUUCGGACCUGCUGAGUGACGGAGGCUGUGUGGCUUUGUUAAUUGUGGGCUUUCUGCUCGUCACCCCACUUCUCGUGCUGGCAUUGGCUGCGUACUGCAGACUGGCUCGUCACCUGCAGCUCAGCCUAUGUUUCAUCCCUUAUAGUCGCGCUGUCUACAAAAACAUGCCUGCCACAUACCACCACGGCCUGGGAGGAGGCUGCUGUGGACAAGACGCAGGUCAAGACACAAAGAAGGGAAAAGUGUGGGUAUGACAGUGGAACUUGAUGGAUCUCAGCAAAUUUGUCAUUUGCAAAUUGUAUUACGAGAAAAAAUUACAAAUGUUUUCCCUCACAGCCAUGUGUGGUUCCUUGAAACAUGUAAAAUAAAAAAACAUCUAACAGAUUCUGGCAAAAGUGUACCUGGUUAGUACAUUUUAGCACAAGUGUGUGGAAAGGAAACAAAGGGUCAACAAACCAAGUGUGCAUAUACGUAUAUAUCUAUAUAUAUUUGUUUCUCUCAAAUCUACUCAUGUACACCAACACUGAUCUAUAAGCCAGGGUUGCUGUUAAGCUAUCAGCAAUUUUCAAGUUAAUAUUUAAAGUCAACAAGACUUUCGUAAAUGUAUUCUUAUAUCAUAAAAACACUGGAUAUAUAUUUUUUUAACUAUACCUGGACUGUUUGUAGAUUGAAAUGUUGUAUGCAUUUAUCGCUCCAUAAAUGAUAGCAUUAAAAAGCAUUUUAUAUGUGUUUAUAUUACCAUGUUACUCCUUCUAUUAAAAUUCAAAUCAAAAUAUUCAAUAGCCAUCUGUCCAUCUGCUAUGUUUUUAUCCCCUGCAUUCUGUAGUAUAUUUCUGUAGGUGUUUCUGCUGGAC
Hemibagrus wyckioides is the source of this 1563-nucleotide messenger RNA. RefSeq names its product transmembrane protein 88 b (gene tmem88b). The transcript has 4 exons. Gene Ontology annotation, cellular component: plasma membrane. NCBI's taxonomy places the organism in Eukaryota, Metazoa, Chordata, Actinopteri, Siluriformes, Bagridae. The record is from RefSeq and is a predicted model, not a curated record. Gene Ontology annotation, molecular function: PDZ domain binding. The coding region runs from base 301 to 963 and encodes 220 amino acids.